Rhopilema esculentum is the source of this 1146-nucleotide messenger RNA. RefSeq names its product hatching enzyme 1.2. Gene Ontology annotation, biological process: proteolysis. Lineage: Eukaryota; Metazoa; Cnidaria; Scyphozoa; Rhizostomeae; Rhizostomatidae. The record is from RefSeq and is a predicted model, not a curated record. Gene Ontology annotation, molecular function: metalloendopeptidase activity; zinc ion binding.
UCAUUUUCAAGUGCCUCAGAACGUAUAAAUGCAGCGCUUUUAAAAGAUCUGCACUUACUAAUUAACUGAGUAGCUUGCUGGUUGUGUAGUGGUACAUUUCACAAUGAGGACUUUCAUCUUUCUUUCAGUGUUGGUGUGCAUAUGCAGUGCAGAACCCUUCGAAGGAGACAUUAUCUUAGACCCACACACAAGCGACAUUGUCAACGGUAAUUCCGCAUAUGACGCAAUCAAGUCUGAAACACAAAAAUGGACCAAUGGAGUUGUCCCUUACAUAUUCGACUCAAGUUUCGAAACCAGUCGCAGGGAUGUUGUCAGGCAGGCAGUAGCUGACUUCAAUAGAUACACGUGUAUUCGAUGGGUGCCGAGAACCAGCCAGAAAAACUACAUCAAGUUCAUUGUUGGCGGAGGAUGCUAUUCGUACAUCGGCAUGUCUGGUGGUGAGCAAGUGGUGUCAAUAGGCCAGGGAUGUGAAAUCAAAGGCAUUGUGAUUCACGAAAUGAUGCAUGCAAUGGGUUUCUGGCAUGAGCAGUCCAGACUGGAUCGCGACCAAUAUAUUAGGAUUUUCUGGGAUAACAUCUCUAGCGGCAGAGCCAACUACAACUUCAAGAAGUACACUCAUGGUCAAGCUGAUUACUAUGGUGAAGGAUACGACUUUGAUAGCGUGAUGCAUUAUGGGAACUGGGCUUUCAGUAUCAACAACAAGAUGACAAUCGAGGCAAUUCAAGAUCGCAGCAGAAUGCUGGGUCAGAGAGACGGGUUCAGUCAAACAGACGUUAGGCAGUUAAACAAGGUGUACAAGUGCACUGGCUACGAAAACGUUCAAGUCCCUCCUCCUAAAGGUUGCAUUAAUCGAUAUGAUAGAUGUGCAGAAUGGGCCAAAGCUGGUCAAUGCCAAACAAAUGAGCGAUUCAUGCUGCCAUACUGCUGUCUUGCCUGCAAAAAUGGAGGCGGUGGCUCAAAUUGCUACGACAGUAACAGCAACUGCAAGGCAUGGGCUGAUGGAGGACACUGUCGUAUCAACCCAGGUUACAUGUUGAAGAACUGCAAAAAGAGCUGCAAUGUCUGCUGAGUCAAAUUAGGCCCUUAUUAUGGAAAUGUCUAAUUAGAAAUUGUCAAUUUUUGAGUUUCGAAGAACUAAGAGCUCUA